Scedosporium apiospermum is the source of this 1227-nucleotide messenger RNA. RefSeq lists its product as uncharacterized. The transcript has 2 exons. The coding region runs from base 1 to 1227 and encodes 408 amino acids. The record is from RefSeq and is a predicted model, not a curated record. NCBI's taxonomy places the organism in Eukaryota, Fungi, Ascomycota, Sordariomycetes, Microascales, Microascaceae.
AUGGAUAGCAACCCAGGAAAUGCCCAAGAACCUGCAGGAACAGGACGUGACAACAGCCACAUCCCCUCGGAAGGCCAGGCGCAGAUACGACCACGACCACACCAUGGCCCGACCGAGCCAAGCGAUGAAGGAGAACGAAAUCUGCCGACGAAAGAACACGAUCUGGCCCUCGAGUUAGAAGCACAGAAGCAACUCUACAAACACGCUGAAAAGGCCAUGGAUGAACGGCAGGAAUUGCUCAAUGCCGAGAGAAAGAUCAACAAAGAAUUAACCAAGAACCUCGACGAGCUCAGAGAAAAGCUGCAGAGGGCCUAUGACCACAUGUUCCUGCCCCAACCUCAACGGACCGACAUCACCGAAGCCGAGGCCAGCGAGCAGUUCCGAGCUAUUUUCAAGAACGCAGACAAAUGGGUGCAGAAUUGGCUGGAUCCCGUCCUCGAAAAGCGUAAUCAAGGUGAGCUCGUUGGUAAGGCCCGGCCUGGCUUGCCACCACAGCUUCCAGGCCUUGUACGACCCCCCGCGCCUCGAUAUGUCGGAGGUGGCAGGGCGGACGAGUGCUAUGUCCUUAUAGGCAUCAUGCAGAAAUUAAAGCGCAAGUUAUUUAACAAGUCGUUCCGUUGGCCUUUGGGCGGCGAUGGAACGGAAGCCGAGGCUGUGAAGUACAUUGACAUGAUCGCAGAUGCCAUGGCUAAACUCCCAAGAGAUACGUUACAUUGCAGAAACUGGAGGAGCGAGGCCUUGGCUGCCAUCACAAACCCGGAGAUCUUCGCCAAAGACGAAGAGCGGUUGAUCGAUUCAUUGACGGAAGAAAUGAUGAGAUAUCUCUCUCCCCUUUUCAUAAAUGGCUUCAUGGACGCAACAACAAAGUGCCAUAGGGCCAUGCGCAGCGACGUCGUCGGGCCAGCGGUCAAGCUAGCCCAUCGGAUGCAACUGGCUGCGAAGGAGUUUUGCCUCAAGUGGCCGUCCGUCACAGCCGACGGUGUACCGGACCUCACGGCUUACGAAUGCCAGAACAUCUUGGGCAACACGAUUCAGAUCGAUCCUGGAGACAGAGCGCCUAGGAUCGUAGUUGGAUUCUGCCCUGGACUCUACGUGGUCGAGGAGACGAGUGAGGGCGAGCGUCUCCUGAGGGCUGUGCGUCGACCAAUUGUGUUGUUGCAUAAUGAGGGCGGCUUUAAUCCCUCGCCUAUGGUGCUGGCUUGGCUAUCGUCUAGUGGCGGGCUAUAG